Molecule: messenger RNA, 1089 nt
Organism: Musa acuminata subsp. malaccensis (wild Malaysian banana)
Lineage: Eukaryota; Viridiplantae; Streptophyta; Magnoliopsida; Zingiberales; Musaceae
Product: chloroplastic import inner membrane translocase subunit HP30-2
Biological process (GO): protein targeting to chloroplast; protein insertion into mitochondrial inner membrane
Cellular component (GO): chloroplast inner membrane; TIM22 mitochondrial import inner membrane insertion complex
Molecular function (GO): protein binding; transmembrane protein transporter activity
Source: RefSeq, a predicted model, not a curated record
AUUAUCCGCGAUACAUCAAAGUCCUCUUCCCCCAGAGAGAGAGAGAGAUAGAGAGAGCGGCGGUCGGUCGAUCGGUCCAUGAAAGGGAACCAGGGCGCGAUGGUGUUGGCUCCACCGAGCCCUCCCCCGGCGAACCCCGUCGCCCAGCUGCAGACGCGAAUCAAGGAGCUGGAGACUGGGUUCCGGGCCUGGCUGGCGAAGCAGCCCACCGCCGUGGAGGCGGCUAUCGUAACCGCCACCAGCGCCGCCCAGGGCGCUUUCAUCGGCGCCCUCAUGGGCUCUCUCACCUCCGACGCCUCCUCGGCCUUACCCACCCCACCUCCCAACGCUCCCGGCCUCAACCCCCAAGCCAUGGCCUCCCUCAAGCAGGCGCAGGCUUUUGCAGGUGGCCCGUUAGUGCAAGCUCGUAACUUUGCAGUCAUGACAGGUACUAAUGCAGGUAUAUCAUGUGUGAUGAAGAGAAUAAGAGGGGUGGAAGAUAUGCAAGGCAGCAUGGCAGCAGCUUUUGGUUCUGGAGCAAUGUUUUCAUUGGUUAGUGGCAUGGGAGGACCAAAUCAAGCUCUUAAUGCGGUUACUUCAGGACUAUUUUUUGCACUUGUUCAAGGUGGACUUUUCAAGAUAGGUGAGAAAUUCUCACAGCCACCAGUUGAUGACGUGUUAUACUCUGGCACAAAAAGAAUGCUAACAAACCUUGGCCUUCAGAAUUACGAGAAGAACUUCAAGAAAGGCUUACUCAGUGAUGCUACUUUACCCCUUCUCACAGACAGUGCACUCCGAGAUGUCAAUAUUCCACCCGGGCCAAGGCUUCUCAUUCUUGAUCACAUUCAGAGGAACCCUGAGUUGGUAAAAAGGUGAUGAAGUUAUAGGCAACAUUGCUCUUCAAAGUUAUGUUGACAAAGUAAUCAGACCAAACUCGGUUGACUGUGCCCGGCCCUUGUUUAAAUGAACUUAAAUUUGACUGUCACAGUUUCAUGAGAUUUGCAACUCACCGGUGAUUAUAUUAGGGAUGAAUUUUGACUAUCCAAAUUUUGUUCUCAAAUACUUCGAUACUUUUGAAGAAGAUAACAUCCUAUUCUGCUUCAUGUCAAA